UCGGCCAGCAUGGAUGCAAGAUGAGGGUGUUCUUGUGCAUUUCCGUAGUGUUGGUGACAGCGUCGGCGGUCCCAGGGCCGGGCCUGAGGUGCGCCUUCGAGGACCUUUGUGCCUGGAGAUGGAACUCCUCCGACUGGGAGGUCGCCAGCCACGGGGGCGGACGCCCCUUGGCCAACUACUCUGCCCAGCCCGUCCGGGACGCCAGCAACAAGACUGAAGGACAUUACCUUCUGACGGUGCAAUGGCUGCCACGAGAGGUUCGUGUGUGGAGCCCCAAGUACGCUGGCACCAAGGACCUCUGUCGCCUGGAGCUAGCAGUGCACAUGUCCAACAUGGACGUCGGGUGGUUCAAAGUGGUUGUGGAAACCGUCAGUGUCAACAACACAUCUUGGGUCGUGGCUGAGAAACCUGGUAACAGCAAUAGAACAUGGGACUACUGGUCAUUCAAUGUCGGCCGCAUCAAACAAGAGUUCAACAUAGUGAUAGAAGUGAUUCCUGGGGAUCACUUUCCAUUUCACGUUGCCUUGGACAACAUAAGACUUGUAGAUUGCUUCAGCGAAAGGAGAGAUGAGUGCCUACCAAGCCAGUUCCUCUGCGGCAACACCACAAUGUGUAUAGACCAUCACCAGGUGUGUGACAUGUCGCUGGACUGUCCCGACGGCAGCGAUGAACGACAGAACUGCGAUAAAGUCAACAUUGAGGGCAGCAGGUGCAACUUUGAGCAGAACAUGUGUGGAUGGCAUAAUGAAGAGGAGAACUGGAUGAACUGGACACUAAACUCUGGACCUACGGAGACUGACCAUACUGGACCCAGUACGGACCACACCUACAAGAAUGCUACUGGGAAGUACAUCUACGUAGAGAUGUCGGGCUCUGCUAGGCUCGGAGCUGCGUCUCUGUUGGUCAGUCCGAUGUUCAACCCGCCACCCCCGGUGGUCUUCAAUGUGGCCGGCAGACACUACAACGCUUGCUCUGUGAGUUUCUACUACCACCAGUACGGAGCACACAGCGGGUCCCUCACGUUGAUGUUGAAGGAGCAAUACAACACACAGAUCAAGGAACUCUGGCGAAGCUUCGGUAACCAAGGCAACGUGUGGAAGAGGGUCAUUCGGCCACUACCUGUUGUGUCUCAGAGGUACACGUUGUUCUUUGAGGCCAAGAAAAGUUACUCCAUGCGAGGGGAUGUAGCUUUGGAUGACUACGCUAUGAGUCCUCAAUGCUUUGGGAUUGGAGACUUUACCAAAGAGGAACUGAAUGGCUAUCACUACCCAAGUGCUGGCUCCUCAUAUGAUCCUAUGGGAAAUGGAGUGGUGCAUCCCUCGUUCAAAAACAAGACAUAUUACAUCUUUACCACAUGUGGUGCCAAUGGAACCAACGGUCCCAACCAGAGCCUGUGUGACAAGGAAUACAACAACACAAAUGUGAAUGUCACUGUGAUGCCGGAGGAGGAGAAGUUACAGGCCGGGAUACAGAAGUGGACUGUGCCCAAAGAUGGCUUCUACACGAUCAUCGCGAUGGGAGCCAGUGGGGGUCUAGGUGCAGGAGGUCAGGGAGCUAGCAAAGGAGCGGAGGCGCGGCUAGUCAUGGAACUGUUUGUCAACAAAGACCUCUACAUCCUCGUGGGCCAGCAAGGGACAAGCAGCACUAAGAAGUAUAUGGUCUCUCGUCCAUCAUCUCCACCAGUGUCUGGCCCAAAGUCGAUUCCUGUUGGGAAGGAAAAGUGGAACAAACUAAGACGAGAACAUGACAACGGAGGAGGACCACCUUACGGGAGUUCUGACGGACGAGUGGUUCACAGUUCAAUGAAUUCCUCAAAGCCCAACAACAAGCACUCCAGCAGACUGAAGGAAACCCUAAAGAAGAUCAAGACUAUCACAGUACUAGGAGGUGGGGGUGGUGGCGGCGGUGCUUCUUAUGUCUAUUACAUGACUAAGAACAAAGACAAGAUGCCGCUACUUGUGGGGGCUGGAGGGGGUGGACUGUCACACGGACCUUCUACAGACGACGGAACUCAACACGGCCACGAGCCAGACCAACAUGGACGCAACCAGACAGGCGACGCCUUCGGGGAGGCACCUGCAGGAGCCGGAGGAGGCUGGUUGCCUGGUAACUACACGUACAGAGACGCCACGGGGUUGGCUUUGACACAGGGUGGCUCUGGCGGAACUGGAUGUGUAGCGGUGUUUCUGGGCCAUGGAGGAUUUGGUGGAGGGGGAGGGGGUUGCACAGCAGGGGGAGGGGGAGGCGGCUAUGCUGGUGGCAGAGCCUGGUCUGACAAGGGACGUAAUGGCGAGGGAGGUUACUCUUAUAUUGGCACCAACGGAACUCUGGGACACGUGGUCAAGGGCUCUAGUCUGGGGGAUGGAAAGGUUUUCAUCAUACCAGCGGUAGUUGGAUGUGAUUGUGAAUACCGCUGCGUUGCUCUGGACGCUCACCGAAGCGCUACCAUGUGCAUCUGCCCCACAGGAUGGGUUUUGCACAAAAAUGGCACCUCUUGUAUCAUGAUUAACCCCCCAGAUGAACGUGUCCUUCCCAAUUCUGCUUUGUUCUUCGCUGCCGUCUCAGUGUUUAUGAUGCUGGCCUUUACUGGUGUCUCCAUUUUAUUAUAUAACCGCUAUCAACAGAAGCACGCAUCCAGAUUUCGCCGCAAGAUCCUCAAUGGUCCAGAUCUUCAGCUCAACAGACUCAGGGUCGCAAGCAACUCCAUGAUGACGGAGUAUAACCCCAACUAUGAGUUUGGCGGGGGAACUUACACCAUCCGCGACCUCCGUGACAUCCCUAGGGACCAGUUGCGGCUUGUCAAAGCUCUUGGCCAAGGAGCAUUUGGAGAGGUUUAUCAGGGGUUCUUCCAACACAGGGCUGGGGAUGCAGUGGAAAUGCCAGUAGCUGUCAAGACGUUGCCUGAGCUCUCCACUAACCAGGCUGAGACAGACUUCUUGAUGGAGGCGCUGAUCAUGAGCAAGUUCAACAACCCGAACAUCGUACACUUCAUUGGCGUCUGCUUUGACAAACACCCUCGGUUUAUUGUCAUCGAACUAUUGGCUGGAGGCGAUCUCAAGACGUUCCUGAGAGAGUCAAGACCCAAACCUGAGCGGCCGUCCCCUCUCACCAUGAAAGACCUGCUACAAUGUUCCAUUGAUGUUGCCAAGGGUUGUAAGUAUAUGGAGGACCAUCACUUCAUACACAGAGACAUAGCCGCUCGCAACUGUCUACUCACCACCAAGGGGCCCGGCCGUGUUGUCAAGAUCGCUGACUUUGGCAUGGCCAGAGAUAUUUACAGAGCCGAUUACUACAGGAAAGGUGGGAAAGCAAUGUUACCUAUAAAGUGGAUGCCUCCAGAAGCGUUUCUAGACGGCAUCUUCACAUCCAAGACUGAUGUUUGGUCGUUUGGUGUCCUACUAUGGGAGGUGAUGUCGCUGGGCUACAUGCCGUACACAGGUUGUGCCAACCGCGAGGUGAUGCAGUUGGUGACCAACGGAGGCCGGCUUGAGUCACCCAGUCAAUGUCCGGAGCCCAUCUACGCCAUCAUGUGUCAAUGUUGGCACCCCAACCCCGACGAGAGACCUAACUUUGGCACACUGCUGGAGCGGCUCGGCUACUGCAUGCAGGACCCUGAUGUGGUGAACGCCCCUCUGCCAGUCUUCCACCGACCUCCCUCCACAGAGAGAGACACAACUGUCAUGAGGCCUCCAGCCAACGACGACUGUCUGCAACCCGACUAUCUGGUGCCAUUGACUGGAGUAGUGGAAGGUGGAAUUCCCACAUCACAAUCGACACAGCCACUGUUAGACUCUAGCAACAACAACAAGCCGGUGCCAUACGCCAACGUUGCGCCAGACAACCCCAGCGCCAACGGGCCAUUCAUUGUGUCCAACCAUGCCCUACCAUGUUGAGGGGCUGGUUGGAGGCUACAGGUGUGAGAUGCAGGGUCUGUUUGGCUCACCCCAGACCUGGGACUACAAGCCGCAGUAUUAUUAUUGUAUUAUAAGCUUUGACUGUGUGAGAACCACACUCUAGAGAUAUAUUUUCAUUCAAUCGAGUAUUUUUUGUACAAAAAAAUCAUAGCAUAUAAAAAUUGUUAUGCUUUCAAAGUAGAUUAUCAGCCAGCGCUUUGGGAAAAGCUCGGAAACUUUAUUAUGUAAGAUUUCUUAAGUAGGAAUAAAAUGUUACAUAUUUGACUGUAGAAAAGUACUUUUUUAUAAGAGGUCAGCGAUUACUAUAGUUUUUUGUUUUUUACAAUUUGCAGUAAUGCCAAAAAUCUUGAUCAUACUUACUACAUUACAGUCCAGCCAAGUUCUUGAAAGCUUUAAUCGGCGAAAAUACAAGCAAUAUUUUUACAACGACAUUUUUGACGAAGAACUUUUGGGCUAUGUUUGUACUACAAGUUGCUGGAAUUUUUCAAACCAGCACAAUUUGUAUUACCUCAAACUAGAAUAUUUACUAUUGAACGGAUAUUUGUGCAUACUGUUUUUAAAAAAGUAUAUGUAAAUAACACUUUUGACAAACAUGUACAAACAGAGAUUUUUCUAAACAAUCACCAAUGAUGGAAUUUUCCAUACAUUUAUUUACUUACAUUUUGUAUACCUAAACUUCUAUUUUUGAUUACGUACGAGCUGUGACUGCUGUUUUAACCAUGGUUCUUUCUUAUUUCUCUAUCAAUUCCUACAGUCAAAUAUGAAAGCCUAAAUACCUUGGUUUCCAUUUUGUUUCCCAUAGAAGACCAGUUAAGGGGUAAGUGAGUCGAGGGAACUGUGAUAUUACUUAUAAGUUUUGUUACUCUUAGUUGUACGAGCUCUUCCCGGCAAAUUUCUAAGUCAGUAUUUAGUUCGUACUCUUAUAACGGCGACAUAUAAUGCCAACGUAGCCAUAACUCAUGACUUUUGUACUUAACGUAAAUUGUAUGUAUAUUUGACAUAUAUAAUGUGAAAAUGUUGAGUGAAAGUAUGUGCGGAUCUGUGAAUUGAUAAAGAGAAGUAUCGAUAAAAAUAUGUGUAAUAAUUAUAAAAUGAACGAACAAUCACUGGCGGUGGUUGCACUGGUUGUUGUAGUAGUUGGAAAUGUAGUUUUAUAUUUUUCUUAAAGAUUUUUGUUAUUAUAGGCAUACAAAUCCUAAUUAAUUUUUAAUUUUGAGAUUAUUUGGUAUAAAGGAACGGUUCCCACAUUUAGAGAAAGAGCGGAAAGAGCGAUUUUUGUUAACAAAAAUUUAGUUUUAAUUUUCUAGAAUUAAUAAUUUGCCACAAUCGUGGGUGUCAACGGCGAUGUUGAUACUGGCGGGAGAUGCUAACUAUUUCACUGCUAUCGCGGGGAAGUUCCUCGUAACAGACGGGGGUCGCUCUCAUUUGGACUAGGAAUCCAGCACAUGUUUAUGUAACAAACCAGGGUUUAGACCAUUCCUUAAAUCAUACAAAAUUCCAAUGGCGUAUAUAAAUACAAGUUAGAGAUUGUAAAAUUUAUUUUAUUUGACCACCGCAACCACCAGUGGACCACCCCGUGAUUUCAGAGUAGAGUAUGUAACUCUUGUAUGUCCCUUGGCUCAAUGUUAUGUACUUAUGUUUAUAGUAAUCAUUUCCACUAUUCUAUUGUAGUUUAUGUCGAAUGGUCUUUGUUUGCUCAAUGGUAACUUUUCGUACAAGACGACUUACUCAGCAAGGAAUCAAUGUUGUUAAGUUCUGAUGUUUUAUCAUUGUUGAAAAUUUUCAUUUGAUGGUUGAACAACUAGAAUUGUUAGGGUAAAAAGUCGGAGUUUUUGUAAGUGUUGAACUAUUAAAGAUUAUCUAGAGUAUAGUAGGUUGUAUUUGAAUUGAUGAAAAUGUACCAUAGACAUUUUUUAACAUCUCUGUACACUUCAAAAGUGUGUUUUGUUUUACUAUAAUUAUUUAUACUGUUAAUAGUUUUUUAUUGAAUUGUUAAUUUGAAUAGGCAGAAUUACGCUUAUAUGACUGUUUUAUAUAUUUUUGAAAGAUGACAAAAAUUAACUAUUUAAUUUAUUAUUACCGCUGUACAUUUUUGGGGCUGUAAAAGUUUAAACUAGUGGUUCAAAUAAAUCAAAAUAAGAUUUAAAAUAAAGGUUUGUAUUCUGAAAAAUAUAAAAAUAAGUGUGUAUAUAUUGAUGAAUGUAAGUUAUCUUAGUUUUUUCUACUCUGAAUGUAUACUUUGUUGUUUAGUUGGUUCUAAGUAAAAAUAAGUGACAUUUCUGAUAGUGAGUAUUUAAGUUUUAGUUAUAUUUUUUGGGCCAUGUGUUAUUUUGUACAGUUUUGGAUAUUUAGUUAAUGCUAAAAGCAUGUUUUGUUACCUAUAUUUCGCUCAUCUAGUCUUUUGCUGUUUAUUACCUACUUUAUAUUUUAGUCAUGAAAGGUUCAAAAUUUUGUGAAAUAUUUUUUGCAUUAUUCCUUUCAAAUGGAUGUUUUCUUAACCAAAUCAGCUUUAAAACAUACAAAUUUGGCAGUAACUAUAACCAAACUAGUGAAACCGGAUGAUUAUGUAAUUACUAUAAUUUUUGUAUGCCUGAAAAUUUUUCUUUAGAGACUAGGGAUCUAAAAAAUAAUUUUAAUUACAUUUUUUUAAUAGAAUCGUUGAGUAACAUUGGGAAAUCCAACAUUUUUACUGGCAAUAUUGAAAGAUUAGUAUUUGAUUUAUCCACUUAAUCAAAAUUCCUUGCUGACGAAAGCUUGAAAUUGUGCCAAACGAAUAAUAAGUAAUUGUUUUAUGCAAUAAGAGUUGCUUUUCCUAUGUUCGACCUUUUUGUGCUUGUAUAAAGUUGUUGUGGGUUGUAUUCUAAUGUCUUAAUUUGACAAGUGUCAAUAAAAUAUACAUAUAUUAUAAA
Molecule: messenger RNA, 6823 nt
Organism: Macrosteles quadrilineatus (aster leafhopper)
Lineage: Eukaryota; Metazoa; Arthropoda; Insecta; Hemiptera; Cicadellidae
Gene: Alk
Product: leukocyte tyrosine kinase receptor
Exons: 29
Coding region: 21-3893 (1290 amino acids)
Biological process (GO): multicellular organism development; protein phosphorylation; cell surface receptor protein tyrosine kinase signaling pathway
Cellular component (GO): membrane; signaling receptor complex
Molecular function (GO): ATP binding; protein binding; transmembrane receptor protein tyrosine kinase activity
Source: RefSeq, a predicted model, not a curated record